AGGAGGUGGUGUGUCUCCAUGAGGCAAAAGUGUGUGUACCUACCAGUGUGUUCUCACAAUGAGAGAGGAGGUUUCGAAGAAAAGAUAGUGGAAAAAAUGUAUGCAGGCAUGCAAGUGAGAAUCAAAGGACAGACAGGAGUGUAAGAGUGAAAGAGAAGCCAGCUGCUUACCUUUGAUACACUCCCCACAAACACACACUCAAGGAACUGCAUCUACAACAUAAACAGUGAACUAAACACGUGUGUGUUGUGCCUGGAGCUGGUGAGGGGAUCUCUGAGGAUACACGGAUGAGAAAGAGGUGUGGGGGAGCCAAGGAAGAGGAGCCCCAGUGUGUUUCACCCCAGGGGGGAGCUGAUACACACCGCAGACAGCACACACACUCUAGCGGGCACUCGACACUGUUUCCCUGACAACUAGAAUGGGCUGCAAUUUGUGCACCUUGCAGAAACGGGAGGAACACUACAAACUGCUUUACGAGAUUGCACAGGUGAAUGGGCGUGACUUCGCCAAGGUCAGUCAUGAAGAAGGAGUGGUGGAGGCCAUCAGGCGAGAUCCCAUUGUUGUGCAGGUUCUUCGUCGAACCCCGACCAGAGCUACAGCUGCUGUUGCACAUAACUACAGCAGCAUGCCACAAGACCUGUGUGUGGUAGACGUCUGCACACAAACAGAUAUCACGUUUGAGCACAUCAUGGCACUGGCCAAGCUCCAGCCUGCUACCCCUCCCAUCCCUGACAUCUGUCCCUUCCUUUUGUCUGACAGCUGUCAUUCCAUCCACACUAUGGAACACGAAUUUUAUGACUGUCCAGAGUACCUGUCCAGCACCCCAUUAGAGGGAGAGAGGGCUGAAGAGUAUGAAUAUGAGGAGGUGGAGCUGUGUCGGCAGAGCAGCCAGGAGAAGCUUGGCUUGACGCUGUGCUACAGGACCGACAAUGAGGAGGACACUGCCAUUUACGUCAGCCAGGUGGAGCCAAACAGUAUAGCAGCAAAAGAUGAACGCAUUAAGGAAGGAGAUCGUAUUCUACAGAUAAAUGGCUGUGAAGUGCAAGACAGAGAGAAAGCUGUUGCCUUGUUGUCUUGUGAAGAAACAAGGAGCAUCAUACUUCUGGUGACAAGACCAGAGAUCCAGCUAAAGCAGGAGGUAUGGCUGGAUGAUGAGCAGCAGGAACUUGCAGAAGAGCUGAAGAUGGAGAUGUUGAAUGAAAAGAGGAAGCAGAAGGAACAUAACAUAAGGAGAGAUGAGUGUCAAGGUGAAGAGAUGAUGACAGACACAGCUACUUGUUCCUCCAACAAUCAAGACAGUGGGUUUGGACGCAGCACCGACAGCCCAGAGCACCAACCACUGCUGACCAGAAUACACAGGAGGAGCCCAGUACGUUGCCUGAGGGAUCGAUGGCAGGCAGAGCAUCCACACACAAGACAAAACAUUACAGUGGCACCAGACACCCAGAACCAAAGGACAUUGUCCAAAGGUCAAGUUCAUAAAGGGGUAGUGAGUAUUCGUAAUAGUGGAGGUGGAAUCUUAGGUUUAGAGAAUUGCUUCCAGCAACUUCUGGAGCUCAAGUGUCAAAUCCGGAAUGGGGGUGAAUGUGGGGUCUACUCUAUUCGACAUAGUAUAGAGUGUAGCCUCACUGAACAAGGAGGAGGGGAUGGAGAUGGUGCAGAUGCUGUAGAAGGAAAGGGAGGGGUGGAGCAGGAGUUGAGGAUGCUAAAUGAGGAACUGUGCAACAUUGAGUUGGAGUGCCAGAGCAUCAUGCAGGCACAUCAGCUCCACCAAACCCACCAGCUGGACCCAUCACUGUCCACACCAUGCUCACCGAGGUGGAGCCCAAAAGAUAGACACAAACAGCAUGACAGGCUGGUUGAUAUCCACAAACACCCAGAGUGCUUGAACAGCAAUACGAUCAGAGAGAAGGACAGCUCCAGUGCCUACAAUGCAGCAGAGAGUGCAUGGUCGACACCACUAGGUAUGGAGAGAUCUCCUGAGCAUUCUUUGCAGAGACACAUCAGCAUCACCAACCAGAAAAAUCUCAGACUGAUCUCUUCCACACCCUCAAGCCCCAUCCCUAUCCCCAAGCCCCAGGGGACACCUAGUCAUAGCAGACCAGUAGAUCCAGGUCCUAUUAUCUCCAGCAGUCCAGAUCAGAGUAAUCCAUCCCGGUCAGAGUCAGACCCUGCCCUGCCUGCAGAUGAUGAGAGGUGUGAGAAGCAAGGGAGGACUCGAGAUUACAGGAGAGGGCUUCCCUAUGGUUCGUCAUAUCAGACAACCCCUUAUCAAGGCCAGGGAGGAUCCAAGCAACUUCAAAGCUACAUGCAGCUGCUACAACAGCACUCAUCCCUGGAGUAUUCCCAGAGCCAGAUGAGUCUGCUCAGUGUCUGUCGAGAUCCUGCACACUGUAGCGGACGCCCUGGGGAACCCCGUCUAGAGUGGAAGGUCAAAGUCCGUGCUGAUGGCACUCACUACGUGGCCCGGAGGCCUGCUCGUGACCGCAUCCUGAGGGAGCGGGCACUAAGAAUCAGAGAGGAAAGGAGCGGAGGCAUGACCACAGAUGAUGAUGCUAUGAGUGAGAUGAAGAUGGGCCGCUACUGGAGCAAAGAGGAGAGGAAGCAGCACUUGGCACGAGCCAGGGAACAGAGGAAGAGGCGGGAGUUUAUGCAGAAGAGCCGACUUGAGUGUCUAAGGGAGGGGCCAGCGAGUGGAGCUGAGGGCAGGAAGGAGAUUAAUAUCUUGGAGCUCAGUCACAAAAAGAUGAUGAAAAAACGAAAUAAAAAGAUCCUGGACAACUGGAUGACCAUCCAGGAGUUGAUGAGCCAUGGGGCCAGGGUCCCUGAAGGCUCCAAAGUACACAACGCCUUCCUAUCUGUCACAACAGUUUAGCAGACACCUACAGUAUUGUGUAUUUUUAAGCACUAUAGAUUUAAUAGCAGGUAGCCUGCAUUUCAGGAACUACUGCUUUGCUUAAAAUAUGUCAGCUUGUGAAAUUAAAUGAAAAAUGUCACUCCUGAGAACCUCUGUAGCAUUUAUGAAGCAAUUUUGUAUAACUUUAAGGGCCAUGGCACACCAAGCCAUCAAUCUGCCAUCAGCUACUGUAGUUGAGUGUCUGUUUGUUGGUGGUCGUCUUCCCAGUGUGUCCCACACUGUUGGCACUUGCCGGACCCUGUCUGCAACUUUUCAGCCAACUCGGCAUGUUGAAUCAGUAUUGGGCCGGUCGGACCUCAUAGGUGAAAGAAACCACUCUGUUCAGCUUAGCAAAUCAAUGCAAAAGAAGAGAAUGUUCUGGGAAGCCUAUCGCUGAAGUAUCCAUGAUUUGACCCCCUUAGUGUGCUUUAUCCUUAUUUUUUUGCCUCCUUUGCCUCCUUUCUUCUUCCACAAUCAAAAGACCAAGGGAAGAGAACACCAGUGCCAUUUGCUAGAAAACAGCAACUGUGUUGAACAAGCUACUUUGUUUACAGCUUGUAUUUCUGCAGUCUAGGUCUUCUUCUUUGCCUUUCUGAAUGGUGAAUUAUAGAUACCACCACCUGCUGGUAGGGGGAGUUAUUUCUUUCACACAGGCGCACAAUGUACAUGCUAGUUGGUCUGUGCGGUGUGUUCUAUUUCAAUACAACUGACAAAGACAACAUGAGGCAACACAACAGUCGGCCUGCAUUGUUGCCACUUCUUUCACAUCAGAUUGGUGUGUCUCUGCCCUAAGAACAAGUUAUCCAACUCUAUCAUUACUGGACCUCAACAUUCAAAACAUUAUAUCCCUGUUUUUACACUGGCCUUUUGCUAAUGCACUGAUAGUACAGGAGUUUGGUAGCAUGUUGGUUCAAACAGAUACAAGCAAAGAACUGCAGAACCAACACAUUAAAAUGUAUACUAUGUAUUGUGUCUCCAUAUUCUCCAUUGUUCUGUUUCAAUACAUAUGAAGCAACUUCACUUGCCUCGUUCAAAGUGGCAUUUUUUAUAACAGGGAAAAUAUAAUAUUUUUCACACUUUGUAAACUCUGUUACUUUUGUAAAGGAAUUUUUACACUGAAUGUCACUGUACAAAACAUUUUAUUGUGUUUUUUUCUUGUUUGUAUUACCAAACCAUCAAGGUAUGAGUUCACACUUUUUGACUGUACUGUAGCCCACAAACACAGAGAAAUGAAAAAUACUUGAAGGACAACUCAUCACAAAAGAUUGUUUUCGUUGUGUUUGUCAUUUAAAUCAGAGCUGUCCAAAGCAUUUAGAGCACUCAAUGUAAAGCACUGAAAAUAUGAGCAUCCCAUCUCUCCAUAUUAGUCAUGAGCUGUCAUGCCUUUUUCUAAUUGUUUUACUUUAGUCAAGAGUGAAAACUGAUCAAUCAAGUGUUUGAAUUGAAACACUGACUUAAGGUUAAUAUUUCUAUUUAUUGUAAAUUAAUUUUUAUGGUUUCUCUAAGUCUUCAUAUUAAGUGGAUUGUCUUGAAAGCUAACAUGUUUCAAAGUGCUGUCAAAAAAGUCAUAUUUGCAGCCUUUCAUCUCAAACCUGCUGCUUUUUAGUGUAAAGUUCACUGAAGAGGUCUUCAGUAUUUGUUGAUGGUGACAUUUGUAAUAAAGCAACACUCAUAAUA
Monopterus albus (swamp eel) is the source of this 4573-nucleotide messenger RNA. It is a transcript of the gene pdzrn4, whose product is annotated as PDZ domain containing ring finger 4. Gene Ontology annotation, molecular function: protein binding. NCBI's taxonomy places the organism in Eukaryota, Metazoa, Chordata, Actinopteri, Synbranchiformes, Synbranchidae. The coding region runs from base 419 to 2875 and encodes 818 amino acids. The record is from RefSeq and is a predicted model, not a curated record. The transcript is spliced from 9 exons.